AACCCGGCGCAGGGACGACCCGCCAUGAUUGGAAAAUCUCUGUCGUCAUCCCGUAAUUAUACAGUCAGACUGGCAAGAUAUGUGACUCCAAACUGCCAAUAUCAAAACCCCCCUGCACAACUCUGUGAGUCACGGAAACUUGCCCAGCACAGGCUCCUUUGGGGUACAUAGGUACUUACAUAUCAUACCGGAUUCCCCCACGCCAUCACCAAAACAGACCUUGCAACAAGAGAAUUGACCAAAGGCCCUCAUGAGAGAAAGAGAAGCGGUGAACUUACCAAUUGAACCGAAAUGGCAGCACUCAGCGCCCUUCCCAACGAGCUUUUGUCUCUCAUAACUAGCCAUCUCGAUCACCCCAGAGAUGUGCUCAACAUUGCCCUUUGCAAUCGUAGGCUGCACCACUUCGUCCACCCUGAUGGUUGGAAGGCUUUUUUGCGAGGACGUUUCUUUGUCACCAAACUGGACAAUGACGCCAAAACCGCCGUGCACGGCUUAACGACACUCCAUCGGAACUGGGACAGCAAAGCCCUCGUGGCUCGGUUCGUGGAUCCUCCCCAGCACCUCAUCAGCCUGAACUCGUGGGAGAAGACGAAAUGGAUCGAUCCGCGUGGCCAGACAAUGGGCUAUCAGCCUACUAUCGACAGCUACGACGAAUUGAGGGGGACCUGGACGGAUCGAAAAGAGGUUCUGGCUUGGUCAGCCGGGACCCAAGUUGUACUGAGGAUCAAAGACACGGGUUCCAAAGCAGACGCGUAUUCCAAGAGCGAGCGCGGGGAGGUGGAAGAUGAGCAGCGUGAGCGGACGGUAACAUGUGGGCUUGAUGCCUUCAAACACUUCAACAUGUGGUACACGUACAAGAUCCCAGAUAGCGCCGAGGGAAUCGACGAUAUCACCGAUAUGAAGCUCCUACGUCCACACCAGAGAAAUAAUCCCGCAACAUCCGAGCAAGCCGUCUUUAGUACUGCAUCUGGACGUUUGUCCAUCAUCACUGCGGACUUGGACAGUCACAUUACGCGCGAGCAGCACUUCUCUACCCAUGAUCAGUCAGUCGAGCCCCCCAAGAGACGAUCUGUAGAAUCACUGUCCGUCUCAUUCGACAACGAGCCGCUCAUUGCAGCAGCCCUGGGCGAUGUUUCUCUAGCUCUUUACUCCGUCAAACACUUCCCUUCUGAUGACGCCUCCUCACAAGAGAUUCUAAGCGAAGUAGCCCCAAUAAUGCCCUCUCCGACUGGGCCACCUCUCCCGGGACGUAUCUGGAGUUGUAACUUCAUAUCGAAUUCCAAUGUAGCGCUGGGACUUGGCCCGACUUAUGAGCCGAUUCAAGUCUACACAGUCACUCCCACGGGUUUUCAUCCGACCCCGCUAAGACGCUUUAAUAUCGACCCGAAAUCCGAGAGUGGUAAUGCCGGUUCAGGAGGAUACGUCCCGCGCAAUACAAGCAUAUAUCCAGUGAUUCCUGUUCCAGAUGGCGUGCAAGGUGUGACUAGUACAAACAACAUCUUCUUAUCGGGAGGAUACGACGGUAUCGUCCGCCUCCAUGACCUCCGCUCCCCUCAAGCUGUCGAAGCCCUCUACGGCGACACUUCCAACCACGCCCCAAUCUACAGCCUAGCAAGCCAGGGCCCGCACCGCUUCCUAGCUGGAAGCUCCAUACACUCGAUGCUCAAGAUCUUCGACCUACGCUACCCACGCACCUACCACUCCCCUUCCUUCAUUAACUCUUCGUCAUCCUCAAACUGGAACCUCUUCCUCAACCCCCGCUCUUCCUCCUCGCAUCGCCGUCGCACCCCAGAUUCUCCCACCUACUCGCUCUCGAUCCCUUCGGCGUUCUCGCCUACGGUGUAUACGGGGCUCGAAGGUACAAUCCAGGCGCUGACGUUUACGUCUGUUGUAGAUGAGUUCCCGGAUCCCUUUCUCUUCCCGGCUCAUCGAGGUGGGAUGGUACGGUCCCAGGACUCGGGGCGUGUGGACAGGAAGAAGACGUGGGAUCCGACGGGCGACGUGCUGAGUUUGGGCAUGUAUGAGCAAGGAGAGAUAGAUGGUGAUGGUUUGGGGACAGGGAUACGGUUGAGGGUGCAACGGGAAAUCGAGAGGGUUGAAACAGGGCGUGAUGGCGGGGCCACGACGAACGGGGGGGCGAAGAAAGAGAAUGGGGUUGUGGGGGUUUCGGGACUCGAUGAGCGGUGGGUGGAUGCUAAAGAUGAGCCUAUAGACGAUGUGGGGCGGAGGUGGGCUCGUGGACGGGGCGGUAUGAGGGGCAGAGGGAGGACACGGAGGAGGUAG
Periconia digitata is the source of this 2283-nucleotide messenger RNA. Lineage: Eukaryota; Fungi; Ascomycota; Dothideomycetes; Pleosporales; Periconiaceae. The record is from the annotation of a GenBank genome assembly.